UGCAUUAUUUCUAUUGACAUGGGAAAUUAAUAUCGAGAUGUUAUUUGCGUGUAUUUAAGUGUUAAGUACAAUUAAGUGUUAAAUUAAAAGUUUAAAUAUGAGUUUUUGUGUCUUCGUAAUAUUUCUAGCGAUGAGCAGUGUGUUAGCUGAAAGUAUUGGUUCAGUAUCAGUGGACAGAAAUGCGCCACGUCGCAGCCGGCGCGGUUUCAACGAGACUCGUAGGCCACAUUGGGCUGGCGACGACGAUCGCUUUCACGAUUCCGAUUUCCUGAAUGCCAUCAGAUACUCCGCCGGACAUGAAAAUGGGCGGUUCACAGUAACAUCAGAAACACCAACUCAAUCCACACUAGUACCGCCAAUUACAAAAAAUGAAAAUGGGUGGUCCACAGAAACAUCAGAAACACCACCUCAAUCCACACCAGUACCGCCAGUAACAAAUGACUGGAUUUACAUCGGAAUCGGCAUAGGCCUAGCGGUUUUACUCGUCGUCAGCCAAUCUAUUUGUUUCUGUCUGUACAUUCGAAAACUGAAAUCUUCGCAACUGCCUCGGAAUAUCCCGUUAAUCACGCCAGAUGAAAAUUGUGAAGAUCGCUACCAACGAGCGCCGAGCAAGUCAUGUGUAAACACACUAAGGCCAUCAGAAAAAAAUCAUUCCUCUUCACUGUACGAGUAUGAAUGCGUCAAACAUAUAGAUAAAGGAAAAAAACCGGAGCCUCCUCCUACUUCCACGCUACCAAAGAGAAACCGACCCCCUUUACCACUUCCUAAUAACAUACAAGAACCAAAGUCGUCAACUUUGACACCGCAUUCAACUCAGGAAUUGCUACAACAGCGAGGAAGACAAGUAUCAACUGUACCAAGUAAGCCACCUAUAAACUUCAAUGCGCAUGCACCGAUGCCAUCGCGAAGCCCGCAACCAAGACGGCUUCCUACUCCAGUACGUACACCGGUUUUGAAGCCACGAGAUACAACAAGGGACGAAAGAUCUUAUAAGAUUUAUGAAUCGUUACCGGACCUGAGGGAAUUCAGACAUCAGGCAAAACCCUCAGCCGUACAUCCGCCAAUAGUUUUUACUCCAUCGUCAACAAUAACGACUCCUAACCUGAACAGAAUGAGAAUGUUACCUGGUCAUCGUUCAAACUUAAGCAGAGAUACUCCGUCACCUGUGAUGCCUCCUAAACCUCGUAUGCCGUUACCGCAAGAGUAUAACCGAAAUGGUUAUCCAACAAAAUUAAAAGAGAACAUGAUAACGACCAACGGAAGCUCUUUCUCUAUUUAUGAAUCAUUACCGGACCUCAGGGAAUUUAAACACCACCAAAAACCUCCACUAGCACCACCUCCAGUUUUCACACCAGUACAUCACUCAUCUUCUAACCUGAACAUAGCAAAGAGAGUCCCUGGACCUGAUUCAAUUUCUAAUGAGUUAAUGGAAAAGUUAAAGCGAAGAGCGAACCUAACGUCGCAAAGUACAAGCCAGAUAACCAGAUCGCCAACUUUUCCUAGGAAGCCGCCUGUUAUGCCCCCACCCAAAGUGACUCCAAUAGCAAAAUAUGUGGACGAGUCAUCCGACGACGAGGAAUGGACGAUAGAAGAAAUCAAGCAAAUCAAUAUGUAUAACGUUUAAGUGGGCAUUGAAAAAUAAAUAAAUACCUACUUAAUAAAAGACAACGAUAAUUGACAAAAUAAUCUUAUUUUAUUUAUUUAUUUGCUCAAAUAAAU
This is a messenger RNA of Maniola jurtina (meadow brown), 1719 nucleotides long. RefSeq names its product proline-rich extensin-like protein EPR1. The record is from RefSeq and is a predicted model, not a curated record. The transcript is spliced from 18 exons. NCBI's taxonomy places the organism in Eukaryota, Metazoa, Arthropoda, Insecta, Lepidoptera, Nymphalidae. Bases 98 to 1624 code for a protein of 508 amino acids.